UGAUGCGGUAGCUCGACAAGUGUUGGCUACCGCGAGAUGGUUUGAACGAUGCUCGCGGUCAUGGCCCUUCUUGAAAGAGAGGUGUUGCCCGGAAUGCCAAAAUCAUGUCGUGCGCGGCAUGGUCCUGCGACUUAACAAACGAUGAUAGUGACAGAAGGCACGCUUGCCAGCUGCCUGGUCGUGGCCGCGGCAGGCAGGUUGGGUUGGUUGACCCCGCCAUCCCGCCGCGUCAACUUCUCUUGCCCGGGUCCAGGGCCGAGCUGCGGGGCAGCUGAAUCAGCUCAGCACCGAAGGUCAAUCCAUGCACGGACCUCUUCAGAGCCAUUUCUUGGCCAUUCUUCCAAUCUUCUGGAAUGCAUCCCGAAAUGUUGAGUGUUUGAGCUGAUGCCGGGCAUGAUUGUUU
Chaetomium fimeti is the source of this 403-nucleotide messenger RNA. RefSeq lists its product as uncharacterized. The transcript has a single exon. The coding region runs from base 142 to 372 and encodes 76 amino acids. NCBI's taxonomy places the organism in Eukaryota, Fungi, Ascomycota, Sordariomycetes, Sordariales, Chaetomiaceae. The record is from RefSeq and is a predicted model, not a curated record.